UUCUCCCUGGUGGACUUGCGGGGAGGGAGAUGAGCUCCCGGCCACCCCUUCCAGGAAGGCAGGAGGGACAGGGCAGCACAGAGCCCCCUGAAGGCAAGAGCCACCCCUGGGCCCCGCAGCAGCACCCAGCGGGGAGGAGCCUUCCCCGGGGCUCGCUGCCCCACUCCUCCAAGCCGCUCACGUCCUUCCUCAUCCAAGACAUUCUGCGGGACGGUGCCGACCGCGGAGCUGCGGGGAAGGGGAGGAAGAGCCGGGGAUGCUGCGGUGCCUCUAGCCCGGAGCCUGCGCUGGACGGUGCAAGCUCCGCUCCCCGGGAGCCAGCUGGGAAACCCCUCCCUGAAGGGGUCCCCCCGCCGCCCCCGGAGCAGCCCGGAGAGCCAGCCGCAGAGGCAUAUACGGAGACCAACCUAUCAGACUGUGAAAACCCUCUGAAAUCCUCACCGAGCAACCAAAGGACCCCGAAGCAGCAAAAGCGCUCACGGGCAGCCUUCUCCCACACUCAGGUCAUUGAGUUAGAAAGGAAGUUCAGUCAUCAGAAGUAUCUGUCUGCCCCGGAGCGAGCCCACCUGGCGAAGAACCUGAAGCUCACUGAAACCCAGGUGAAAAUCUGGUUCCAGAACAGAAGGUACAAAACCAAAAGGAAGCAACUAGCCUCAGAACUCAGUGGACUUGAUAAGAACUCAGUUUUCCCAGUCCUUAAAGAGGAUGAUGUCUCCAGGGCCUCUCUGAUUUCUGUGUAUAACAGCUACCAGUACUAUCCAUACCUGUACUACUUGAAUGGCUGGAGUCCCUCUUUGUGGUAACUACAGCUAAAGACUUCAACUUUUCCAAAGAGAAGCUCUUUUUAUUUUUAUUGUUUUGCUUUUUCUAAUAAUGGGUGGGGGUGGGGUUGAAAAGCACUUCUAACCAUAUUUUCAGUGAUGCUGAGCACCCUGCAUGUCCUUUUCCCUUCCAGGGGACUUGCAAGGUUCUCAACACUGCUACAAGUCUAGGAUAACAUUUUCCAAAGCACCUGAUAAUAAAUGCCAUGCUCUUGUUGUAUAGCA
Molecule: messenger RNA, 1046 nt
Organism: Mauremys reevesii (Reeves's turtle)
Lineage: Eukaryota; Metazoa; Chordata; Testudines; Geoemydidae
Gene: NKX3-1
Product: NK3 homeobox 1
Exons: 2
Coding region: 30-803 (257 amino acids)
Biological process (GO): regulation of transcription by RNA polymerase II; cell differentiation
Cellular component (GO): nucleus
Molecular function (GO): DNA-binding transcription factor activity, RNA polymerase II-specific; RNA polymerase II cis-regulatory region sequence-specific DNA binding
Source: RefSeq, a predicted model, not a curated record